Messenger RNA from Tinamus guttatus (white-throated tinamou), 297 nucleotides. NCBI's taxonomy places the organism in Eukaryota, Metazoa, Chordata, Aves, Tinamiformes, Tinamidae. The record is from RefSeq and is a predicted model, not a curated record.
GAUAUGCAGAUGGAAGGAGAAGCUGCCUAUUGCUUAGGUUUAGCAUAUCAUUUUGCUGGAGAAGAACAGACAGCAAUACCAAUUUUGAAUACCUCUGUGAAAAUCUUCACAGCACUGUGUGAUUCAACUGGCCUAGGCAGAGCAUAUGAAGCUAUAACCAAGAUUCUGGUAAGUCAAGGAAAAGUGGCUGAAACUGUUACACACUUGGAAGAGUUUGUGAAGGUUGCUGAGAAUGCUCAUCUCAGCCGAAGCCUGGUGGAUGCGUGUGUGUUACUUGGGAAUCUUUGCAAUGAAAGA